Penicillium egyptiacum is the source of this 1062-nucleotide messenger RNA. The record is from the annotation of a GenBank genome assembly. NCBI's taxonomy places the organism in Eukaryota, Fungi, Ascomycota, Eurotiomycetes, Eurotiales, Aspergillaceae.
AUGGAACAAGCUGACCCACGACAGUUGUUCAAUACUUCUUGGACCGUCCACCGUCUAUCCCCUCUCCAUCAUGGGAAGGACUGUGAAACCCUCCUAAACAACCAGGUCGCCUUGAAAACAUAUGCGACGCGUCUACGCGACCAUCUCACAGGCGAUGUCCUCGCUGGUAUUCAUACAAGCACUGGUGCAGCAGACGAUGACGCGCUCUCCAAGACUGGCGCCCUAAAAGAUUGUCUAUGGCGAUCAAUCUCACCUCAAUCAUUGCGUGACGAAGCGCCAAGCAGAUCCCAGAGUGCCACAUUUUCUGGAAUUCUAGUAACAUUAGAAUACGAGAACAUCAUCUACAGAGCAGCUUUGCUCGCAGACACAACGUCACCCCCAAGUCAGCGCACAGGAUCGACGUCUCUCCCUCUCCUUCUGACUAGAUUUCCAACUGCGCUCCGGCAAACAUUCGUCGCUUUCUUAUCUACCAAUUUCGACACUUACUGCUCGCCCCUCCGGCUGCCAUCGAGUUUUCUCUGCGCAGGUCUAGAUACGUACAUCGAUACCUUGCGUACUCGACGGCCAAGUACAAGUGACAUAGUCGAAGAUGCUAUCAAAGAGUUACAGCUCACGCUCUCCUUUUCAUCAUCGAUCGCACCAGCGCUGAGAUCCCUGAAUGUGAGCGUCGCGCGCGUUUCACUGGCGGGCUUCCUGCGCGAUCAGCCUGGACAAUCGGCGCCGAAGUCACGCAGUCUUCAGCAUAAACUGCGCAGCCCUUUCAUCUCCAAUCUUACUUCGUACCUGGAGAAUCAUCUCGCCAUGAAGCUGGAUCUUGACGGGUUGUCUUCGGAUCAGGUUGCUAAGCAGCAUGUGCGACUCUCGAAAGUUGCCUGUGCUGCUUUUGUUUUGGGCAAUGAAGGACGUGUGAAGCUGGUUGUCUCUGCUGAUAGGGAUGCUGGGGAUGGCGACGAGGGCUCCCGAGUUCGAGGAGAGAAGAAUGAACCUACUUUGGAGGCAGGAGAAUUGCUUCUGCGGUCGGUGAUUCAGAAGGCUGUUGUGGAGGAUCAUUCAGCUACGUGA